AUGUCCUUCACCCACCACGACCACCACCACGGCCAUGCACACCAUGAUGACGACCGCUCACUUACAAUCCUCUAUGCUACCGAGACCGGUAAUUCACAGGACACGGCGGACAGGAUUGCUGCUCAUUUACGGUCGAUACACAUGAAUUGUCGUUCGCAUGAUAUUGGGGAAUAUCCACUCGAAGAUAUUCUUUCUGAACCACUCGUAAUUUUCGUCGUCUCGACGACGGGCUCUGGCACCGAACCUCGAGACGCAACGCCCCUGAUGGAUUCACUCCUCCGAUCGGACCUUCCCACCGAUUUAUUCGACGAGUUACAUUAUGCGGUAUUCGGGCUUGGAGAUUCGAGUUAUGAAAAAUUUUGCUGGCCUGCUAAGGUUUUGGACAGGAGACUGGAAGGGCUGGGCGCGAGGAGGAUAUGUGAGAGAGGAGAGGCGGACGAUCAGCAUGCACUUGGCAUCGAUGGUGCGCUGGACCCAUGGCUCACAACUCUAACUGCCUCCCUCCUCACGCUUCUCCCUCUCCCGCCCAACCUUCAUCCCCUCCCCUCGUCCUCCCUCCCACCGGCACGCGUCAAGCUCAUCGAUAUCUCCAACACAUACUCAAACCCAGUCCUCACAACUUCUAAAAGUGGUCCAUCAAGUGAGCCGGCAACAGAAGCAUCGACAUCUCACUCGUACCCUGCGAAUAACUUAAGUGGCAUCUCCGGGACCAGCGUAGCCGAAAAUAAUGCGAGCAGGAAUUAUCAUAAAGUUAAAGUACUGAAAAAUGUGAGGAUUACGGUGCAGGACUGGUGGCAGGAUGUGAGACAUUUCGAGUUUGGGAGUGAGGAUGAGUUGAGGUAUGAACCGGGAGACGUAGCCGUUAUACACCCAGAGGCAUCUUCAUCGGAUGUGGAUGCUUUUUUGGAAUGUAUGGGAUGGGAGAACGAGGCUGAUAGGCCUUUCUGGGUUGUUCAUGAGAUGAAAGACCAGUCACUCCCGUCUUCAUUGUCUCUACCCCUCAACGAGCAUAUCUCUCAUUUGCCGCAAGCAACCUCAUCCUUGAUUCCACCACCACCACCACCACCAAAUGCGACCACUCACCGUCCACUAACUCUACGACAACUCGUCAUGCACCACCUGGACAUCAACGCUGUGCCGCGUCGUGGUUUUUUUCGACUUCUGCGACAUUUUACGGAAGACGAGAGGGAGAUGGAGAGGUUGGACGAGCUGGGGGAGGCGAAUGAGCUCGGGGCUAACGACCUGUAUGAUUACGCCACCCGGCCCCGACGUACGAUCCGCGAAGUGAUGGAGGAGUUUAGAGGCGUGAAGGGAAGGAUGCCCAGAGAGUAUGUGUUUGAGAUGCUACCCCCGUUGAGGCCACGGAUGUUUUCGAUUGCUAGUGAUGUCGAGACACAUCCGAAGGAGGUCCACCUCUGCGUUGCGAUAGUGCAGUACAAGACGAAGCUGAAGAUACCGAGACGGGGCGUGUGUACGAGUUAUUUGUCGUCUUUGAAGUCUGGCACGACCCUCCUCCUCGGCCUUCAAAAAGGGCUGCUCUCCCUCCCUCCAUCUCCUUCGAUACCUACCAUAUGCGUAGGCCCAGGUACAGGCAUCGCGCCGAUGAGAGCCUUGAUUGAGAGGAGGGUGCGGCAGGGUGCGAGAGAGAAUACGCUCUAUUUCGGAUGUCGGAGUCAAGACAAAGAUCAGCAUUACGGUCAGGAGUGGGAGAGACUUUCCCAAACUUCUGUCCCGCCUCCAUACCUAACCUAUCGACCCGCCUUCUCGCGUGAUAAUCCGGAAGGCGUCAAGAGGACUUACGUUCAGGAUUUGAUGGACGAGGAUCGAGAGAAGGUUUGGGACGUGGUGGGUAGAAGGGGCGGAUGGGUGUAUAUCUCUGGUUCCGCGAACAAGAUGCCGGCCGCCGUUCGUAAGUCGAUAGCUGAUGCGGCGAGGGUAUGUGGUGGGUUAGGAGAAGACGAGGCGAAAGAGUAUGUGGAGAGGAUGGGGAGAGAAGGCAGGCUUUGGGAGGAGUGUUGGAGCUGAACGGCAAGAUCAUCCUGGCAAGGUGGCAACGGUAGAGAAUUUUCGUGAUUUUAUGGAUCUCUGACCGUAUACGUAUACGGGGCGAUGACGAGGCUGUUGACUAUCUAAUCAAC
Molecule: messenger RNA, 2138 nt
Organism: Stereum hirsutum FP-91666 SS1
Lineage: Eukaryota; Fungi; Basidiomycota; Agaricomycetes; Russulales; Stereaceae
Product: riboflavin synthase domain-like protein
Exons: 10
Coding region: 1-2025 (674 amino acids)
Cellular component (GO): cytosol
Molecular function (GO): FMN binding; flavin adenine dinucleotide binding; NADPH-hemoprotein reductase activity
Source: RefSeq, a predicted model, not a curated record